Molecule: messenger RNA, 1183 nt
Organism: Patella vulgata (common limpet)
Lineage: Eukaryota; Metazoa; Mollusca; Gastropoda; Patellidae
Product: sperm flagellar protein 2-like
Exons: 7
Coding region: 140-1183 (347 amino acids)
Molecular function (GO): protein binding
Source: RefSeq, a predicted model, not a curated record
UUGGAUUUGUGUUCCUUGGCAACAAAAGGACACCUGUCCGGUUGUUGAAGACGAUAAAGCAAUUUUUAAUGAUUUGACAACAGACCGAUCGAAAUCUACAGAAUCCAGUGCAGAUGUGGCACAAAAUUAACCUGACAAAAUGACUGACAUCUUAUGUAGAUGGCUCAAUAAUGAGCUUUCCCUUACUAAACCUGUUGACCAGCAAAGUUUUGCUAGAGAAUUUGCUUCAGGUUAUCUUAUUGGAGAAGUUCUAAAUAAAUAUCAACUUCAAGAUGACUUUGACCAAUUCUCACAGAACACGCAAUCAGAUGCAAAGCUCAAUAAUUUCACACGCUUGGAACCAAGCCUGCAUUUGCUGGCCAUUCCAUUCGACACAAAUUUGGCUAGAGAUAUUAUGACAGAACGACAUGGGGUAGCUACAAGACUGAUGUAUCAACUAUAUAUUGCUCUAAAUAACAAAAAGAAGGCUAACCUUACUGGUGUUGCUAUGGAAACAAUGAGGCCAGCUGCCCCAGCAAAACUAAAUGCUUAUGAAAGUUUGAUGUACAAAGAAAGAUUAAAACAAAAAACUCCAAGGCAGACAGAUUUAAACCUUGAUGCCCUAGUAGCACGUUUCCAUGAUAAACAAAUAGCCAUGGAGAAAAUAGAAUUUGAGAAGAGGUUUGUUGAGCAAGAGCGAAUCCAGAUUGAACAGCAGAAUCAAAGACUAGCUCUUUUAGAGAGAUCACGUAUCAUGAAAGCUAAACAAAGUGAAAUGGUGGCCAAGAUUCAGGCAGCUACAGUACAUAUUCCUCGGCCACCACCAAAUAAAACAUUAAAAGCUAUUCAGAUUAGAAAAGACAACAAAACAAAAAGGGAAGCUUUGGAAACUAUGAAAUCAAUAGCUGAUUUUGAAGAUCAAAUGAAAUUGAUAUUACCUCCUUCCAAACUUGACGAUAAUUCCAGUGUGAGUGAGUCAAUAGAUCUGCAGUAUUUUACUACUAAUGAAGAUGAUAAAGAUAUAACAGAAGCUAUAGACUUGAUCAUGCCAGCACCAAAUGAUGAUUAUAUCAAUAAAAUUAGAACAAGAUUACAAGAAGAUGCAUCUGCUAGGGAAGAAAGAGAGAAAAGAAGGAGAAAGGUUUUAGUGGAUCAAAUGACAGCUCAUGAAAACCAGGAGGUACAUCAUGCACUGUUUUUUUAA